Molecule: messenger RNA, 1437 nt
Organism: Verticillium dahliae VdLs.17
Lineage: Eukaryota; Fungi; Ascomycota; Sordariomycetes; Glomerellales; Plectosphaerellaceae
Exons: 4
Coding region: 1-1437 (478 amino acids)
Source: RefSeq, a predicted model, not a curated record
AUGACGUCGGCGCAUUUCUCUGCGGCCAAACAGCAGAGAGGGCGAGGUCGAGCUUUCGACGGAGAGGUGUAUCGCGAGGUAGAGGUCAGUGAGGGCCAUCCUGAGAAGCCUCCAAAUAAGGAAAUCCUGGAGCACUACACUGUACUCGCGAGAAAGCCACCGGACGGCGACGACGGCGAGGGUGACAAGGUACAAUGCGGACGACACCGCGGAGAUGACGAUGACGACGAGGAAGGACCUGGUGCCUCAAUCAUAGCUCGGGCAGGCACAGAAUCCAACGCGCCAGAGGCAGGCACACUCAUAUCUGACGAUGCUGAACGAGGAAUGAUUCAUAAAGCCUUUCGGCCUCAAAUCCGAAUUUUUUUCUUCUUGAUUUUCACUUGCCGCAAACACGACAGAGAUACCGGGAACUGCAGCCCAGGUGCCCAAUAUCAGCAUCAGGCCGAAACUUCGCCAUACCCUCCUUCCCUUGGCUCGGAGGAAAUCAUAUCGAAAUCAAUGUCGGCCGUCUCUGGUUCGGAUGCCUCCGCAGGCUCUACCCUCCCUUCGAGCAUCUCGGGAGUGGGAGACCAGCCUAAUCUGUCCUCCAUCGGUCACAUCAACGAUACGCCAGCCGAUAUCAAGUGGCCCGAUCAGACCGACCACGAUCUCAUCGAGAGACGAGUUGCACAGGGCACACAGGACGGGCCCAAAUUGGCCAUGGCACCUCUGGAAAACUUUAGAUUCAAGGGCCAGCCGUAUGACCUGAUCGUCGGCUUCCUGGUCAAAGGCGUUCUACACGUCUGGCGGUUACACAGGGAAGUCGUAUAUCCGAGAUGCUAUGCCGUCAAAUUCCACGGAAAGCAGGAUGUACGUUUGCAGUUCCUCGUUGCCCGUUUUGUCUCUGAAACUGACAAUGCGGUGCCUUCAGUUGGAGCGUCGAUACGCUCAGGGGUUGUGUCCUUUCAACACCGCCCCGGUGACGAUUGUGGUGGUAAUCCCGAACACCUGGGCGCCUCUUGGUAUCAAACACCUCACCACAUGUUCAGAUCUAUGUAUCAAGAAUCCGGUCCCAGCGUCACCCUUACACCCAGGUUUACUCUCCAGGACUGCUUAACCUGCGUCAAACUGGGUCACUGGCUCAACGAUACACUGCUUCAAGCAUAUGAAAGAGGAAUGGGCGCCUUCCUCAACGAGCGGCUGACGGCCUGGCUGUCUGCUUAUCCCGCGCCACCGCAGGGACAGCAGUGUUCGUCCGAUGAUGUUGCAUGCGUCUUUGCCCGCCUUGCGUCGAAACCGUGGUACCGCGACAUGCUGUUUGGUGAGUGUCUCGACGACCUGCGCAUUCUUCUAGAGAAGAAACGCCAGUUGCUGCUGCAAGACUCUGCGUGGGCUCGGCGCGUCGAGGAGGUCCCGGAGCUUGGCGUACUGAUGGGUAUGGAUUUGAUUGAGCUGUAG